Molecule: messenger RNA, 1014 nt
Organism: Nanorana parkeri
Lineage: Eukaryota; Metazoa; Chordata; Amphibia; Anura; Dicroglossidae
Gene: CHMP2B
Product: charged multivesicular body protein 2B
Exons: 6
Coding region: 101-745 (214 amino acids)
Biological process (GO): protein transport; endosome transport via multivesicular body sorting pathway; late endosome to vacuole transport
Cellular component (GO): multivesicular body; ESCRT III complex
Source: RefSeq, a predicted model, not a curated record
GGCUGUGCGGGACGGAGGGCUGGUCACGUGGUGGGGCGCAGCGGUGUAACCGGUUCCUGGUUGCAGAGUGAAUGAGGAAAUAGAACGAGCGGCCGCAGCCAUGGCCUCCCUGUUCAAGAAGAAGACGGUGGACGACAUAAUAAAGGAGCAGAAUAAAGAGUUAAGAGGCACUCAGAGGGCCAUAACCCGAGAUCGAGCAGCUUUGGAGAAACAGGAAAAGCAGCUGGAAAUGGAAAUCAAAAAGAUGGCAAAGGCAGGAAACAAAGAUGCCUGCCGGAUACUGGCCAAGCAAUUAGUUCAGCUCCGUAAGCAGAAAACUCGAACCUACGCUGUGAGUUCUAAAGUCACAUCCAUGUCCACGCAGACCAAAGUCAUGAGCUCCCAGAUGAAGAUGGCCGGCGCAAUGUCUACCACAGCUAAGACAAUGCAAGCAGUAAACAAGAAGAUGGAUCCACAGAAAACACUUCAGACGAUGCAAAAUUUCCAGAAAGAAAAUAUGAAAAUGGAAAUGACAGAAGAAAUGAUAAACGACACAUUGGAUGAUAUUUUUGAUGCCUCAGAAGAUGAAGAAGAAAGCCAGGACAUUGUGACUCAGGUGCUGGAUGAAAUCGGAAUAGAGAUCUCAGGAAAGAUGGCAAAUGCCCCAUCGGCUGCCAAAGGCCUUCCCUCUGCUGCCUCAUCCAAAACAUCAACCAUAUCCGAUGAAGAGAUUGAGCGUCAACUCAAGGCUUUAGGAGUUGAUUAAUGGGCUGGUAAAUCCAAGACAUUUGCCCUGUGUGGACUUGUAUUCUGGCUUCCAGGAACUGCACAAUAUCCGUUCUGGAGAAGAGUGAUUUAUUUUUAAAGGACUUAAGGGACUGACUUUUUUUUGUUUUGUUUUUUUUCUCCUAACGGACACUACAGUUAGCUGUAUAAUAAUAACUGUAUAUAGGACAAUAAUUGCUUAAUGUACAGAUUUUCCAUUUUUCUCCCCAAAAAACAGAUAUAUGUUGGGUCUGCAGUGUAUAUUUGUUU